AUGUCCAGGCUGCGCGUUGACUCUUCUUUUGCGCGCCAAUUCACGCGUCCAUUGAGCGAAUCACGUCUUCCAACCCAAGAUCUUAGCUCUCUAGAAGCUUCGGAAUCGUCUACGGAGGCGACAGAAACGUUACGGGCUCUUCUUGCAUCAUUAAAGGCCCCAGUUUCUCAAAAAGCUGUCGAUGACGCACUCGAAUACCUCGCAACAACUUCGUCGAGUUUUGCUGGAGAUGUUCUGGAUGAUAAGCUAAGGGCCGCAGUAGUGGACCAAGUCGCCGUUGGGUUGUAUGCUCGGAGCCUGGACGAGUAUUUGAACGAGGCAACCGAAAUCGAGGCUGAAGCCGAGUGGUGGAGUAAUGUCGAGCGCUCUACAGUCAACAUUGUCUGGUUUUUUCUCCAAACGCUGCCUGAGCGAAUAACCCGGGUUUUCCGUACAAUUCUCCAGACGCUUCGGGAGCAACAACUGCCGCUCCAAGCAUCUUCGUUCUCCCCAGCCUCGCUACUCCGCCUCUUUCCUUCGACCGCAUUCCAGCCUUCUGCACUGACGCGGGCCUUCUUUCCACAUCUGGAUGACCAGCAGAUGCUCGUUUCCGUUGUCUGGACCCGUCCCUCCUCCACAACCCCUAGAUUUAUCCACUCCAUCUGGUCCGCACUAUUUCUCCCGCUCCAUCUCACACGAGAAGAAUGCAAACUCAAACGCCGUCAACUGGAGAACCUACGAGACAAACGUGCUGAACAACUAGGACGACUAGCGGAGCUGCGAACGCUGGCCUCUACGUCAGACAAAUUCCCCAGCUCACGAUUGAAGGCCGUCAUCUCAAAUACGCCAUAUUCAACAGAAAAUGCGGAACACAUUCAAGAUAUUGCUCUCACUCUCCUACCAUCCCAUGUCGCAGACCACCACACACAACUCGGACCGCUGAAGCGACCUUCUCGCCUCACUCUCAUAUGGCCCAAACUCGUGUUUUACCCACCCUUGUUGCUCUUUACGGUCAGGUCGCUGUACAAAUCGCGCGCGUCUUUGGCGCAACUUGCUCUUGAUGCAAAGGAAACACUGGAAGGGUUCAUCAAGAACUCGCUCGUGGACCCACUCAAAGAAGUGCUCAAAACCGUUCGGACGGGUGGCGAAGACGGUGUCAUCGUAAGGAGAGAAGGAGUCAUGGCAGAUUUGGAUUCUCUGGAGCGAAUGGCGCUGUCGCUUGCACGCGACCAGCUCAAUUACACCUCCAGCCAGCUCGAAGCUCUGUCCAAACAAAUCCGGGUAGGAGACCUCACACCUGUGCUUCAGCUAUACGAAGAGGAUAUCAAGCGACCAGUCAAAUCUGCGCUGACCGGCACACUCCUUCGGUCACUCUUCAUCCAGGUCCAAAAGGCCAAGGUCGAUAUCGACCAAGCGCUCUCUGGAAUCGACAAGUUGCUCAAGUCGCAGGAGUUAACGUUCGCGUUUGUUGGCCUCGCCCCCGCACUGGUAAUAGUUGCACUUGCAACCAACUCCGUCUCGCGCAUGUGGCGAGGGGCGUCUGGCCAUGGUCGAUUUGGCCAUAGUAGGCAACGAGCGGUGGUUUGGAGCGCCAUGCGCCGAAUUGAACGUCUUUUGGUAUCGUCUAAAUCGACAAUUCUCGGCGACCACGCAAUUGGAAUGCUCCUCAUAUCCGUAACUCGGUUGCGAGUAUAUGCUGAAACAAGUCUACCUGCCGGCUCACGACUAAGGGAAGGUUUUCUCGAGGAUGUUCGUGAUUUGGAGGACCCAGCGAUGCGGAGAGAAGAGAAGUUGCGAGUUGUUGAACGGAUGUGGAGGUGUUGGGGUGAAACAUUGGGUUGGAGCUUAGUUGCGUCUGAAGGACACCUUAUUUUAUAA
Mycena indigotica is the source of this 1857-nucleotide messenger RNA. RefSeq lists its product as uncharacterized. Gene Ontology annotation, cellular component: mitochondrial outer membrane. The transcript is spliced from 5 exons. The record is from RefSeq and is a predicted model, not a curated record. Bases 1 to 1857 code for a protein of 618 amino acids. NCBI's taxonomy places the organism in Eukaryota, Fungi, Basidiomycota, Agaricomycetes, Agaricales, Mycenaceae.